Molecule: messenger RNA, 421 nt
Organism: Trichoderma asperellum CBS 433.97
Lineage: Eukaryota; Fungi; Ascomycota; Sordariomycetes; Hypocreales; Hypocreaceae
Gene: TIM9
Product: protein transporter tim9
Source: RefSeq, a predicted model, not a curated record
CAUCGUCAUCAGUCUCUCGUCCUCCCAAGCCAAACACCCGUGAUCGCUGUUUAAUCGUCUUUCAACCCCCCUCUAACACCGCCACAAUGGAUAUGUUAACAGCCGCCGAACAGCGCACUCUCGAGCAGCGCAUGCAGAAGCGUCAAGUCAAAGAGUUUGUCGGCGCUUUCGGCGGUCUUGUCGAGCACUGCUUCACCUCCUGCGUCGACGACUUCACCUCCAAAUCACUCUCCUCCAAGGAAACCGGAUGCCUCAACCGCUGCGUUCUCAAGUGGAUGGCCACGCAGCAGCGCGUGAGCGAGCGCUUCCAGGAGCACAACGCCCAGAUUACGCAGCAGAUGCAGAAAUAGAAAUUUAUGAAAGAAGAAAUUAUAAAUAAUUGCCAAACAAAACAAAGCAGCAUACGAACUUGUUCCGCGAC